Ectocarpus siliculosus is the source of this 5586-nucleotide messenger RNA. The record is from the annotation of a GenBank genome assembly. Lineage: Eukaryota; Phaeophyceae; Ectocarpales; Ectocarpaceae.
AUGGAUGUUGAGGUGAUAAGCGUCGACGGCCAAAGCGAUGAGAGCAACCUGGAGGAAGGAGAACUCGGCGAUGAGGAGAUUUUCAGCCAGGAGCAACCUGCCCAAGGCGAGCAGGACGCGGAGAUUCCGCCGCAGCAGCAGGAGCAGCAGCACGACCUCGCGACCGACACGAUAGACCUUACAGCAGCAGGCUGCGAGGCCGCCAUCUCUCGCUUCGAGCAGGAGUAUGAUGAUCUGCACAGAAGUGCCCAGGGAUUCGGUUUUCCGUUUGAGGCCGUGGCCGAGUUGCUGCUCAGGCAUCCGGAGCACUGGUGGUGCAGGUAUCCAGAUGCCAUGGCUGAAAUGCUGCUAUCGUUGGAUGGUGGGUGCGAAAGCGAAGGGCUGCCGUACGCGCCGGUGACUUCAGACACCAGCACAACCAGCUCGGACAGCCUCACCGGGGUAGGUAUUGUUUGGCAGACGGUGAGCCUCCAACUCUCCACGUGCAAGCGCUGCCUCCGCCGUUACCACGCCGCCAAGGAAACUGUACUGGCGAGGCUGCUCUCGGAGGAAGAACGGCCCGCCGAGACCCAGAGGCUUGAAGCGGCGGUCCUCGAACAUGACCGAGACCGGCUCCAACGCUCCUUCCGCUCUACCGGGAAAGCGCCAGCCGGAAUACCGGCGCGAUCGGACGGGGCGGGGUCCGGGACGGUAGCGACCGGACAAGGGUUAGCAGGAGUCGACGGCGAAGCCUGCAAAACCACGGGGGCUGCUGCCACUGCUUCUUCGUCGUUCCCUCUCGGGGUGGAUGGCACCCUGGCGUUCUGGGAGGUGUUGUCCUACUCGCAGCUGCUGGAGGACGGUGGGAUAGAAGGAGCCUUCUUGGCGGCCCUUUCGCAGGUUACCAGCUCCGGCGAGGGGGUCUUCUCAGGGGAAGAAUGGAAUCAGCACUGGCCUGGCGUGCUGACCCUACUGGUGCACAGGGAGGCGUCGACGAGAGCCUGGGCGCAGUCGAUGGCGAGGAGGGCCGGAGGAAUCCGCGCGAAGGAGUACGUGGAGGUGCUGAGCCCCGUCAUCGACCGCUGGGUUCCCGUACUCGAACGAGGCCUGAGCAGCGGCGGCGCCCACCCGACGGCAUCCGGGUCUGAUCCGGACAGCGACGGGGAGCGGUUGCAUUGGAGCGGACUGCACGUGGCGUUGCAGCUCUUGGAGCCAAGUGCGGCGCCGCUCUUGGCGUAUGGGUUUCCAACGUUGGUGGACCUGGCUCUGCAGAAGUUCGACGACGGUCCCGGACCCCGGGGUGUUUCCCUGUACCUGCAGGUGUGCGGCUGCCUCUCCGCUCUUCUGCGCCUCCUGGGCGCCGAGAUGUGGGAGUACAGCUCUCGGCAGCCGUCAGAGGUGCUCGAAGCCCUCGAGCGUCAGACUAGCUACGGGGACGGCGCGGACACCGCCGAUUUCAGGGGAACGGGGAGAAGAAUGCUGCCCAACGAGGCUAUCCAGAAGAAGGUUUUCGAGAUGCUGCCUUUGCUGGUGUCCUCCGCGGCUGCUGUCGAUAGGCCAUCCGGUGCUACAGGCUGGGGCACCGCGGUGUACGGAAACCAGGGGAUUGGGGGGGGAACAGAUCACCCCGGAGUGGCAGCGAGACAUAUCGAUGAUGCAGCAGCGGCAGCGGGCGUGUUGCCCGUGGCCGACGCGGUCCUAAGCUUCCUGUCGCGUGAAAUCGCUUCGCUCUCGGCGGUGGCACCAGAGAACAAUCGCGGCGCACACGGUAGGCGGCAAAUGGCGCUCGCGAAAGCCCUGCUCGGUGUCCUCGAGACGUGCUACAACGGCUCUGCAGGUGGCGGCGAGAGCGAUGAUGAUUCCGACCUGCUUGAACCCGAGAGCUGGCCCUGGAACGCUGCCGCGGCGAGCGCUGCUGCUGCUGCUGCUGCUACGAGCGGCGCUUGGUGCUACCCAUCGUGGCCUGUUCGCAGCGUGCCGUCGUGGGGCCCACGGCUCGCAGACAUCGCGGGCGACCGCAGCGGAAGGGCCUCCGGCGAGAGCACCGCCGUGGCGGUGGUUGAUCGAGCGGCGAGAGUCGUGCAGCUCGUGCUCCGGGAGCACGGGGGGGCGGCGUGGAGAGCGGCGCUUUCCGCCUUGCGGCUGCCGCCGUCGGCAUCAUCCUCCGGUAGUGGCUCUGCGUCCCAGAGCAGCGGCAGGAUGGAGGACGAGGAGUGCGUGGUACCGCUCUGUGGCCCGCUCCUGGAGCGGAUUUGUCUGGAGCUGCCUUUGAUGGACCUACCCGUCCGCGUGCACGCCGCGGUGUUUGAGGCGCACGGGUGGCUGUCGCUCCUACCGUGCGGACACUCCGCCAUCCGGGCCGCGGAGGGAAGAGGCGGGCCCGCCGCCUCGCGCGUGCUGGCGGCGCUACACUCCGGAAUGAUGUCGCAGUUCGUGAGGCUGUUCGUGCCGUACGUCCAAGGCCUGACAGAGAUCGUGAAAAACCGUGGGGCGCUCCUCGCCGCCGUACCGACGGCACGUGCGGCCCUCGAGGAGCUUGUGUCUCGCUCCGUUUUCUCCGACGGCGGGAGGCGGGGGGACCUGCGGCCGUUGCUCGGCCGAUUCCCUCCGGACUGCGCUCGGGCCUGCUUCCAGGCCGUCCCGCAGGCCCUAGGAGCGAUGGCCGCUGCGGGUCCUCACCUCUCCCUCAAGUCAUGGAGCCCCCUGUUUCAGGCCGUGGGCGUACUUGGAUGCGCGGUGCUAUUGCCCAAGGCCUCAGCGGCAGACGGGGAUGAGGAAGAGGAGGAGCGGCAGGGCGAGGGAGAGGGGGAAGAAGACGAACUGUGGGAAGUUUUGGAGGCGGUAUGGGAGUUCAUUUUCCUGCAGGUGAUCCCCGAGGCUCUGCCCGCGCUCAGAGAGCAACAUGCGACGAGGCUUGAAGAAGCGUUCCGGGCGCUGUUUGGAUCGCUUGAAAGCCUGUGGCCCCUCUUGACCGGCCCGGCGGCUCAGCGUCGGCGCCCCCGCCUGACGGACGGUUUCUAUCGCUCCCGCUCUCUGUGGCUGCAACCCUUGCUCUCGUGGGUCUCGGCGGCCUGGCUGCCCCGGGUCGCCCGAGAGGCGGCGGCAAUCUUUGUCCAGCGCUCUCUCCUUCCGUUCCUUCACGCCUCGUCGUGCGGUUCAGCCGCAGGCGGCGGCGACGAGAGGGGGGCCCGCGGAGACGACGACCCAAGCGUCGGGGUAAGCCCGCGAAAGACGGUUAGGCUUGUGGGAGACAAGUUGCGCGCUGUGGAGGGCGAGGGAAGGUCCGCGUGGGCGCUGUCAUCGGAGGAGCCAGAGGCUGAUCUGUUGGCGGCGCUCAAAUCGGCCGCCGUUGCGGCUACUGCCAAGGGUACCGCCGUCGACCCCUGCAGUCCGCCGGCAGCAACGGGAGGGGCGGCAGGAUCGAGGGUUGACCCGCAUUCCCCAGCAGCACCAAGGAAUCCUUUCGCGCUCUCCGCCGCACGCCGAGGAAACGGGGGGUCUUCUGCUGCCAGCGGCUGGUCGCGGACACCGUGGGAGGAUAGACUCGGCGUCGGUAACUCAGCCACCCCGUCGUCGGAAUCCGCGGGGCGGCCAUUGUCGGAGUCAGCGUUAGCUCAGAUCACUUACAGCUCUCCCGCAGCAGCGCCAGAACGGACCGCGAGAACACCCGGGUUAAGACGCGGCAGUCACUACCCGAAGGCUGGCGGGAACGAUUCAUCCCAAGCCCGGCAAGGCGGCGGCUCUACCGCAGGCGGCGGAGGCGGCGGCGGCGGCGGCUUCCGCGACUCUCGUGGUCGGAGCACUGCAGCGUCCACCGAAGGGGGGAGCCUCGGCGUUAGACCGGAGAAGACGGCUUCGCGGGCUGUCUCCAACUCGACGGCCAACGACGACGACGAGGUCGGCAGUAGCAGCGGCGCUCGCGGUAGAAAGACGUACGUCACUGCUGCCGAAGCCGCCGCGGCAAGAGCUUCGGAGGCGAAAGCAAACACCGCAAAGGUGGCGGCGGCCGCGGCGGUGGCGGCGGCGGCGCGUCCGCGAGGCUCGGUAGUAGAACGGUGGCGCGAGAUGCAGCGCAGGCAGAUGGGGGAGACAACGGAAGUAGUAGCGUCCGCGCCAGCCGCAUCUCAGAGCCGUUCGCUCCAGCAGCAGCAAGAGCAGGCGAGAUCACCAAGAAAUGCGGCAGCACAGACCACCUCCAAAGAGGCCAGGGCUGCCUUCGCUACAGCAGCGCAAGCAGCAGCGCGCCGCGGCGACUCUCCCGACGGCGGGAACGGAUCGUUGGCCACGACCGUGGCGGGGGCGGCCACGCUCGACUACGCGUCGCUGGCCGAGGCUAGCGCGACGGAGCUCCACAAGCUUGUCCUAUCGUCGUGGACCGUCCCGGAGCUUUUCGCCGCGUCGACGAAGUCGGCUCGGUCAGGGGGGAGGUUUCAGGGCCCCAAGAGGGGGCACGAAGUUGGGCGCUCGUCGUCGAGCAGCCUGUGGCUGUCGAAGGUUCCGACCCGCUUUCAGAGCGUGGAGCAGUACCUCGAGGUCUUUCGGGGCCUGCUGCUCGACGAGAUUUUCGCCACUUUGGUUGCCGCCCUCGACGGUGGUGGCAGCGGUGGUCGUGGUGGGGGGCGGGGCGGCCCCCCGGAGGCAAUGACGCUGCGCGUAGCAUCCUUGGUUGAGGGCGGCAAGGGGGGGUUCGGCCACAUUACCAUGGUCGCGGACGACGGCGGGGGUAGUUCACAUCGGUUCGCUCAUGAUGACGUCCUCCUGCUGUCCCUCGCGAAACCGUCGGACGGGGCGGUCGGCGGCGGUCACGUGAGUGGAGACGGCGGCUCAGCAGCAACCACGACGGCUUGCCUCGGACUCUUCGAAAAGGAGCCCCGCGGAGCAGCCCGCGGGCCGGCCGGGAUGCCGGGGAGCGGGAGGUCGUCGGUUCGGGCGAAAGUGCUGUUCCGAUCUACCGCGCCCGGAGACCGUGGUCGCAAUCGGAGCACGAUCGAAAGAGGCGCAGGGGCCAUUAUCCCGAAGAAAGCCACGGCUGAGAGUCGGGGACAAGGGCAAGGGGAAGAAGAAGCCGCGAGCGCUGUACUGCGGGCGUUCCGAGAGCUGGGCUCACAGGUGCGCGUAACGCGGCUGGAGGGGCUGAGCACGUCGACCCGAGAGUUUGUGGCGCUGGAGGCAUCGCCUCGUGCGGCCCUGUUGCACCACAUCUUGCAGGCGACGUCGGAACCAAGUCUGCAGCCCCUGCAAGAAACCCCUCAAAGGGCGCCCGGAAACUCCACCACCAGCAACGACAACCUCUGGGCGACGAAAUUGGCGCCUCCCUACCUGGUAGACGAAGCCUCGUUUGCGGAUGCCUGCAAGCGACUAUCGUCAGUGGAAGACUCUGCCCUUCUCGGGGAGUCCGGUGCCGGAGGCGGGAGUCCGGCUAUCGCCGCGGGUUUGGCCGCUGACAUAGCGGGGCCGGCGGAGUCGCUGAUGCGAUCGCUGGGGUGCCUUGCCAGCUUCAGGAACGAUUGACCAUCGGUGAUCGGUCCUGUGGGAACAAUGCUCCGUCCUCUCGAGGACGCGUGGUCAAUGGUCUAACCGCUAAGGCAUGCAAAGCAUAAGAGUACG